AGCUCUGCAAUCCGACGAUAUGGUGGCUCAUUCUACGGCAUCUCAUCAGCCAAUCAGACUCUCAUUGGGUAUGAAGACGUCGAUCGCCUGUUCUCAUCUCAAAUGAACCACGCCCUCAGCAUUGAGUGGCAUGGAUAUGGCCUCUUUCUCCGUUUCUUUGGGUUUCCCGACACACCAACCCUGAGAAAGAAGGUCGAAAGUACGUUCAAACCCUGGCAUUCCCCGAUUGAAAGGGUCUUCAACAACGAUGCCGGUGCCACUGCAGCCUUUGAGAGGGGUAAUCUUCCCAAGAUUGUGUCCGAAUUCGUCAGUUUCAGCCAGGAAAAGGAGAAGAUGAAGAGAUGGGAACUCCGCGCCGCAACCAAAGUUAUCAAACAAGGCGAAGCGGUCGAGGCCAAUCUCUCAGCCCUGAUUAUGGACUUUGGUGCUUGCUUCACCAUCCCUCCCAUCUUUGGACACGACCUGCUGGAUCGCAACCCGCACCUCCUGGAAGACAUCUGGAAGUUCGACCACGUUGUUCCGUUACUGUUCAUCAACAUGCCAACAUGGGUUCCGUUCAAGGUCAUGAAGGAGGGCAUAGAAGCUCGGAAACGGCUGCUCGCCGGCGUUGAAGCCUUUUCUCGCCGCGUCACCCAGUUCCAACAAGGAGAGAAGGUUGACGACGGCGCUGACAUGUCAGACGUCAGUGACGUUGUCCUAGAGCGCAACACCGCCCUCGAACGGAACAAGUGGUCUUACCAAGAACGUGCCGCCUCCGAGCUGCUCGUCCUCUUCGCAAGCAACACCAACACCCAACCCGUUCUCUUCUGGCUCAUCUUGUACAUCUACUCCACACCAGGACUGGUAAACACCCUCCGCCGGGAAGUUGCUCCGUUCAUCACGCUCUCCGACUCUCGUCACAACAAAAAAGACAUCACGGCAAUUGACACUCCCGGCCUGUCCCGCGAGUGCCAACUCCUAAAGUCUAUCAUCCUAGAGACUCUCCGCUUGGCAUUCGGCGCAGUGUCAACUCGCUUCGUCAAACGCCCCAUUACCGUCCAAGACGGUAACCAUGCCCAUAAGCUCUAUCCAGGCACCUUCCUCUCCGUCCCCCACUCCUUCUCCCAGCGGGACCCGUCCUUGUACCCUGACCCAGACAAGUUCGUCCCCGAUCGCUUCCUCGAGAUGGAUCCCGCGUCAGGUAAAUUGGUUGCCAAGUAUGGAAAGCUGAGGCCGUGGGGCGCCGGGGCGAGUAUGUGCAGAGGAAGGGUGUUUGCGGAGAAGGAGCUCAUGGCUAUUGGCGCGGCGCUGGUGAUGCUGUGGGAUAUUACUCCUGCUGGGGGUGGUGAAUGGACGGUACCGGAGAUGGUGGGUGGUCCGGGGCCGGCGAAGCCGAAGGAGGAGGUGAGGGUUGUGAUUCAGCGGAGGGUGUUUGGUGGUAUUUCUUCGGAGUAA
Molecule: messenger RNA, 1434 nt
Organism: Neurospora tetrasperma FGSC 2508
Lineage: Eukaryota; Fungi; Ascomycota; Sordariomycetes; Sordariales; Sordariaceae
Exons: 1
Molecular function (GO): oxidoreductase activity, acting on paired donors, with incorporation or reduction of molecular oxygen; monooxygenase activity; heme binding
Source: RefSeq, a predicted model, not a curated record